Molecule: messenger RNA, 1566 nt
Organism: Vigna radiata var. radiata (mung bean)
Lineage: Eukaryota; Viridiplantae; Streptophyta; Magnoliopsida; Fabales; Fabaceae
Product: beta-conglycinin, beta chain-like
Exons: 7
Coding region: 75-1439 (454 amino acids)
Source: RefSeq, a predicted model, not a curated record
CACCUUUUCAUCAUUCAGAGUCAUCCAUCAAAGUAUUGUAUUACAACUCCGCCAAUAUUCACUAAUACAAUACUAUGGUGAGAGCAAGGAUUCCACUGCUGCUGUUGCUGGGAAUUCUUUUCCUGGCAUCACUUUCUGUCUCCUUCGGCAUCGUACACCGGGAGAACAUUGAUGGCGCAGAAGUGUCCGUUUCAAGAGGAAAAAAUAACCCUUUCUACUUCAACUCUGACAGGUGGUUCNACANUCUAUUCAGAAACCAAUUCGGUCACCUUCGGGUCCUCCAGAGGUUCGACCAACGCUCCAAACAAAUGCAGAAUCUUGAAAACUACCGUGUUGUAGAGUUCAUGUCCAAACCCAACACCCUCCUUCUUCCUCACCAUGCUGAUGCCGAUUUCCUCCUAGUUGUCCUUAAUGGGAGAGCGGUACUCACCUUGGUNAACCCUGACGGCAGAGACUCCAACAUUCUUGAGCAAGGCCAUGCUCAGAAAAUCCCUGCAGGAACCACUUUCUUUUUGGUUAACCCUGACGACAACGAGAAUCUCAGAAUAAUCAAACUCGCCGUACCCGUUAACAACCCUCACAGAUUUCAAGACUUUUUCCUAUCUAGCACAGAAGCACAACAAUCCUACUUGCAAGGAUUCAGCAAGAAUAUUCUAGAGGCCUCCUUCGAUAGCGACAUCAAGGAGAUAAGCAGGGUUCUGUUUGGAGAGGAGGGACAGCAACAACAGCAAGGCCAGGAGAGUCAGCAAGAGGGAGUGAUUGUUGAACUUAAAAGGGAACAGAUUCGGGAAUUGACCAAACAUGCCAAAUCUAGUUCAAAGAAAUCCCUUUCCUCCGAAGAUCAACCAUUCAACCUGAGAAACCAAAAACCCAUCUACUCCAACAAAUUUGGAGAGUUUUACGAGAUCACACCGAAGAAAAACCCCCAACUUAAGGAUUUGGACGUGUUCAUCAGUUCCGUGGAUAUGAAAGAGGGAAGCCUUCUUCUGCCACACUACAAUUCUAAGGCCAUAGUCAUACUGGUGAUUAAUGAGGGAGAAGCAAACAUUGAACUGGUUGGUCUAAGAGAAGAACAACAGCAGCAGCAGCAGCAAGAUGAAAGGUUGGAAGUGCAGAGGUACAGAGCCGAGGUGUCUGAAGACGAUGUUUUUGUAAUCCCAGCAGCUUAUCCAGUUGCCAUCAACGCAACCUCCAAUCUAAAUUUCUUUGCUUUCGGUAUCAAUGCUGAGAACAACCAGAGGAACUUCCUUGCAGGUGAGAAAGACAAUGUGAUUAGUGAGAUACCUACAGAGGUGUUGGAUCUUGCUUUCCCUGCGCCUGGUGAGAAGGUUGAGAAGUUGGUACAGAAGCAGAGUACUUCCCACUUUGUUGAUGCACAGCCUGAGGAACAGCAAAGGGAGGAGGGUCCUAAGGGAAGAAAGGGUCACUUCGUGUACUGAACAACUAUAAACUAAAUUAUGUAAGGUGUAAGAACUCAGAGAGCGUGGAAAUAUGUAUCGGACCAUGUAACAAAUAACUGAGUUCCUCCUGACUUCUUCUAUGAAUAAACAAAUCGAGCAUAUAUAA